AUUUCUCGCCAUUUGCGACGGAUCAGUUGGAUCUCGUUGCCUAAUUUAUUACAAUUGUCUGACCUGAAAAAGGUCCAGCAAGGCGCGACAUCUGACCUUCACCUCACUCUUCCCUCUUCGCUCUCUCCUGCGUCGCAUAACGAACGCUCCCUUCCAGUCGCAGACUCUCGUCGCGUUCAGACAACAGGUUUAAAUUUCCUGGUCGCCUUUCUUCGACCACUCACCCUUCCAUUCCCUUUCAUAAAUACUACUCCCAUCGUGUGUCGCAUUUGGGCAUCACUCGGUCUAGCGUCUCCCCCAGAACAGCUCGUCCGCCCGAUUCCUUUGACGCCAUCUCCCCCUCUCACCGACUUCUUGCAACCCAACCAGAGUCGCGCAACGACUCAAGAGCGGGGUCAACAUGGUCUCUUUCUCCUGCGAGAACUGUGGCGAUAUCCUCACCAAGAAGAAACUCGAUCCCCAUCGCAAUCGCUGUCGUGGUUGCACCUUUACCUGCAUUGAUUGCAUGACCCAUUUUUGGGGCACGGAGUAUCGGUCGCAUACGACGUGCAUGACGGAGGCCCAAAAGUACGAGGGGUCCCUAUAUAAGCCCAAGCCCGAGAAAAACCAACGCCGCAACAACAACAACAACAACAACAAUAGCAACAACAACCAGGGCACGAACAACUCCAAGCAGGCCCCCAAACCCUCCAACGGCCAUCGUGCACCCUACGUCGAGGACGCUCCUGAUGCCGACAACGCCGCGAGCAAAGCCGCUCCCCCGCCGCCUGCUCCAACACCGCCUCCCACUGACACCAAGAAACCGACCCAUGCGACACCCCGCCAGAAAGGCGCCGACCCCGUUAACGUCUUCGAUUUCCUUGUGACCUCGGAGACACCCAACGCGUCCAAGGUCUCCGUAGGUGGUCCUAAAGAGCAGAUGAAGAUGGUGGAUCACGCCCCGUCUGUCUUUGAGACCGGCCAGGCCAUGGCCGAGUUGGGAGCCGACGCCGAUGACGGCGACGACGACGACGACGAUAAAAAUCACGACGUCGCCUACAAGGAGAACGGUUUCUCCUACGGCUCGGGUCCCAUCCCGCCCUCGGUCUACGCCAACAAGGCCGCCCCCACCGUCUCCAUGGAGUUCAUGACCCCCGCCCCGAAGAAGAAGAAGGAUCGCUCCUCGCGCACCGCCGACGGAGCGGUCACCACCAGCGACAAGAAACGCAAGCGUCGCACCGAUGACCACGGCCGCGACAACGUCGACACCCCCAUGGGAGAGGCCCCGUCCAGCGUCGUCAACCACCCCGGCACGCCCAUGCUGAACCACUCCGGCCUCACCGGCGGGCUCAACCGCAUGCUGCGGUCCCCGUCGCUCGACGGCGAAGCCGGCGACGGCCCCUCGGACCACCCGCGCCGCCGCUACCAGGAUCCCUCCUCGCCCAUCAAGCGCACGCGCCGCGACGACAAGGAGCCCGCCGGCGGGGACGCCGGCCUAGGCAUCUCCAUGAAGAACCGAGCCGGCCGACUCGUCUCCUCCAUGUUCGGCGGCUCCGUCGCCUCAACCAGCAGCAACGGCACCGACCCCGCCGCUCGCUCCGCCGCCCGCAGCAGCCGCCGCCGCGGCUCCUCCGACGACGGCCAGAGCGCCGCCGCAGACACCCGCUCCUCCAAAAAGACCAGCCGCGUGCGAGGCGCCCCCGUCGCCGCCCCCGACGACCGCAAAUCCAAGCGAAAGAGCAGCGCGCCAAUCGACGGCGACCGGCCCUCGCGCCGGCUGCGCGAGAUCGAGCACCCGGACUCCGCGCCCCGCGGCGAAGACGGGCACCAGAUGAUCGUCUACGGCCAGCCGAACCACCCCGACGCACUGCAGCAGGAGAUGGCGUCGCACUUCCUGUCGCUCGUGACGAAGGGCCCCGAGAGCGGACGCGGGUUCUCGAUGAACAAGGUGUUGAAGCGGUUCCACCGCGACGUCACGGAUGAGUUUGAUGCUGAUCGGGGACGGGAGACGGGACGGAGCCGUGCGGACCGGGAGAGGCGCUUGGAUGAUGAGAAGGAACUGUGGCGGACGUUACGGGUGAAGCAGAAUGAGAGGGGGGAGAUAGUGCUUUUCUUUUAAAUUGGGUUGAUGUUGAUGUUGACGUUGACGUUGACGAUUGACGAUGGUUGAUGAGAUAUUGAUGCAUAGGGGAUUUAGGUGGAGGCAUUUCAGGCAUAGCAUUGUUUCAAUUCACUGGUUCUAUUAAUU
This is a messenger RNA of Aspergillus campestris IBT 28561, 2227 nucleotides long. RefSeq names its product LYAR-type C2HC zinc finger protein. The coding region runs from base 401 to 2098 and encodes 565 amino acids. Gene Ontology annotation, biological process: rRNA processing; negative regulation of transcription by RNA polymerase II. The transcript is spliced from 3 exons. The record is from RefSeq and is a predicted model, not a curated record. Lineage: Eukaryota; Fungi; Ascomycota; Eurotiomycetes; Eurotiales; Aspergillaceae. Gene Ontology annotation, cellular component: nucleolus. Gene Ontology annotation, molecular function: DNA binding.